Messenger RNA from Cajanus cajan (pigeon pea), 2553 nucleotides. It is a transcript of the gene VPS45, whose product is annotated as vacuolar protein sorting 45. Gene Ontology annotation, biological process: vesicle-mediated transport. NCBI's taxonomy places the organism in Eukaryota, Viridiplantae, Streptophyta, Magnoliopsida, Fabales, Fabaceae. The record is from RefSeq and is a predicted model, not a curated record.
AAUCUCCAAACCUUAAUCAAAUCCAUUUCGCUCCAACAAAACCAGUGCAAGGGCAAAACUGCAAAAGCUCUCUACAACAGGUGAGUAUCUUUUUUAUAUAUUAAAAAAAAAGGUAAGCAAAGGAGUUAAGGAGUUGCAAUAAAAGUUGGCAUAAAGACAAGAAGCAACUUCUAAAACGGUGCGUUGAAGCGAAGAGCUCGUGGUGCAGGUUGGUCGUGGAUCUGAAUUGUGAAUUGCGAAGUCCGAAUCCCUGCUCCUUAUUUGCCUUCACUGCAGUUGAACGAUUCAUCUUCACGUAAGAUGGUGCUCACAUCCUCUGCGCGUGAUUACAUCAACCGCAUCUUACACGACAUCUCCGGCAUGAAGGUUCUCAUCCUCGAUUCUCAGACGGUUGGUAUUGUGAGUGUUGUGUAUUCACAGUCAGAGCUUCUUCAGAAAGAAGUGUUUUUGGUAGAGUUGGUAGAUUCUAUUUCCAAGUCAAAUGAAUCAAUGUCACAUCUCAAGGCCAUUUAUUUCCUUCGACCUACAUCAGAGAAUAUCCAGCUUUUGCGCCGCCAGCUGGCUAGUCCCAGAUUUGGAGAGUAUCACCUAUUUUUCUCCAACAUAUUGAAGGACACUCAGAUUCACUUACUUGCUGAUUCAGAUGAACAGGAAAUUGUCCAACAAGUUCAGGAGUUCUAUGCAGACUUUGUUGCCAUUGAUCCUUAUCAUUUCACUUUGCACGUGCCUUCACAUUACAUAUAUAUGCUCCCAGCUGUGAUAGAUCCUACAACAGUGCAGCGCUUCUGUGAUCGGGUUGUUGAUGGUCUUGCAGCUGUUUUUUUGGCAUUAAAACGAAGACCAGUAAUUAGAUAUCAAAGGACAUCUGACAUUGCAAAAAGGAUAGCACAGGAAGCAUCUAAACUUAUGUACCAAGAGGAAAGUGGUCUUUUUGAUUUUAGGCGAAUGGAAGUUGCUCCAUUGUUGUUGGUGAUUGACAGGAGGGAUGAUCCUGUAACCCCAUUGCUAAAUCAAUGGACCUAUCAGGCUAUGGUUCAUGAACUAAUAGGAAUCCAAGAUAACAAAGUUGACUUAAAAUCCAUUGGUAAAAUUCCAAAGGAUCAGGAGGAGGUUGUGUUGUCAUCAGAACAAGAUUCCUUUUUCAAAACAAACAUGUAUGAGAAUUUUGGAGACAUAGGUAUGAAUAUCAAGCGGAUGGUUGAUGAAUUUCAGCAAGUGUCAAAAAGUAGCCAAAACAUCCAAACAAUAGAGGACAUGGCCAAAUUUGUUGACAAUUACCCCGAGUACAGAAAAAUGCACGGAAAUGUGACAAAACAUGUGACUUUAGUAACUGAAAUGAGCAAGAUAGUUGAAGAGCGGAAACUUAUGUCAGUUUCACAAACAGAACAGGAGUUGGCUUGCAAUGGAGGGCAAGGAGCUGCUUUUGAGGCAGUGACAAAUCUAUUAAACAAUGAAAGCAUAUCAGAUGUGGACCGACUACGGUUGGUCAUGCUGUAUGCUUUAAGAUAUGAGAAAGACAGCCCUGUUCAAUUAAUGCAGCUCUUCAACAAACUGGCUUCCAGAUCUGCCAAGUACAAACCUGGGCUUGUCCAGUUUCUUCUGAAGCAAGCUGGUGUUGACAAGAGAACAGGUGAUCUUUUUGGAAAUCGAGAUCUAAUGAAUAUUGCCCGUAACAUGGCUCGUGGUUUGAAGGGUGUUGAGAAUGUUUACACCCAGCACCAGCCACUUCUGUUUCAAAUCAUGGAAAGCAUUGUUAAAGGGAGGUUGAGAGAUGUGGACUACCCGUUUGUUGGAAAUCACUUUCAACAAGGAAGCAGGCCACAGGAUGUGAUAAUCUUCAUUGUUGGUGGAACAACUUACGAGGAAUCAAGGUCUGUUGCUAUGCAAAAUGCCAGCAAUACCGGCAUUCGUUUUAUACUUGGUGGCUCUUCUGUUCUUAAUUCUAAAAGGUUUUUAAAGGACUUGGAAGAAGCUCAAAGGGUAGCUCGUUCUAGCUCCAGUCUUUGAAGUUUAUCCUUCCAUAUUUUGCAUCUUGAGGGCCAGAUGUAGUUUUUACAGCCUCAGGCUGGAGAUUUCUGCUUUGAACCCAUGUAUAUGUAUUAAAAGAUGUUGCAGAAGGAGCUUGAUGUGCGGAAUCAAACGCAAUCCAUUGUUGCUGCAGAAGACGAUCAUCAACCAUUUAACAGGUUAGGUACUAGUUAGUUCGUUCCAGAUGAAUGUCAUUUGAGAUAAAAGUAUGAGAACUUCAAGGACAAACCAUCCGCCCCUCUCUUUUGUUCGUGGGGAAAAAGUAGACAACGGAACAGAUAGGUACAAUGAAAGAAACCUUUUUGUGUAAUUUUUGGUCAUCACUUUGGCUGAUCAAGUCAAAUGGUUUAAUCGACACGUUUGCUAAUGAAAGAACAAUUUUGUAUAAUCAUGUAAUGAAUGUCCAUUCUUUUGUAUACCAACAGAUGUCUUCCAUUUGUAGAUUUACGAAUCCAUAAUAAGUUCAGGCUGUGAGACUAAGAUGUGAUUAAUAUCAUUUAUUAUACAAUGCAUUUGUUAAUGCCA